GUAAUCAACAACACGUUCACAAUUUAUUUAAACUUAGUUCGGACUCUCGGAUCGGUGUUCACAAAGCGCAAGCGCACUCGUGUACUCGUCGUCAUUCAGUCGCGCGCGCCCGCGAGUCUUGCACGCACGCGUAGAUAUUUUAUCAAUCGUGAUAAGAAUAUCGUUUUUACGAUCGUUACAUUUAUUAUAUCGUAUUAGUUUGUGAAAAUGGCACCCUCUUCGAAUGCUGUUGUGGGAAUUGACGACGAUCAGCGCUUCGCGUUGAUGAAGUUCCGAAGGAGUGUGAAAGAUGUUUUAAAACCAGAACACAAUGAUCAUUUUCUGCUGCGAUGGCUCAGAGCUAGACAAUGGGACCCGGAGGCAGCCGAAAAAAUGCUAAGAGACUCUCUGAAAUGGCGAGAGAAAUGGGGUAUCGACACCACUCUUCAAACUUGGGAGGCACCAGAGGUGUUAACCAAGCAUUUCCCCAGCGGGUCCACCGGCUUCGACAAAGAAGGAUCUCCGGUAAUCAUCGUCCCGUUCGUGGGGCUAGACGUAUGGGGACUCCUACACUCUGUGACCAAGACUGAUGUGAUUCGCAUGGUCCUCAGACACCUAGAGAACUACCUCGCCAGCGCUAGGAAACAGGCUGCAGAGCAUGGUCCAGCCGCGUUAAAGGUGACAGUCAUAUUCGACUUGGAAGGUUUCAAUAUCAAACAGUACGCGUGGAAACCAGCCGCCGAGAUGGUGUUCUCCUUGUUGCAGCUUUACGAAGCCAACUACCCUGAGAUACUGAAGAUCUGCUAUAUUAUUAACGCUCCCAAAGUAUUCUCCCUAGCGUUCGCAGUCAUCAAGAAGUUUAUGCACGAGUACACAAUCUCUAAGAUAAAGAUCUAUGGGUCUGACGCUAAGAAGUGGCAGGCACAGGUUCUCACCACGGUAGACAAGGAGCAGCUUCCUGUGCACUACGGAGGUACCAUGGUAGACGACAAUGGAGAUCCUAGAUGUUCACUUAUUGUGAAGCCAGGUGGUAAAGUUCCUAAAAGCUACUACUCCAGCAACCAGACGUUCGAUUCGGACAAGGAGUUCAAGCGAGUCACCAUUAAGACUGGAGAGAAACAUGUCAUCGACCUACUCUGCUCAGAUAAUGAUAGUGUUUUGAAAUGGGAGUUCGGAGUGGACCAGCAUGACAUAAAAUUCGUAAUAAAACGACGAGAUGAAGAAGGCAACGAGACUGUCGUGCAUGGGCCCCGGAAGGUGACUGAAGGACCCGCCGACGUCGGUGUCAUGGCCGUUAACGGACCAGCCACAUAUUCAGUGAUUUUCGACAACAAGAGUGCUUUCCUUCGCAGCAAAAAGGUUUAUUAUGACGUCCUGAUUUCUGUACCAACGCGGGACUUGAAUAUCAGUGACGAUCUCACGGACGAAAUUCAGACUGCCGCAGCAUGCAGCACAGCUUUAUAAAAAAAAAAUGACUGGGCCCAUAGACUAAAUAGAUUUAUAAUUUGCUCCCAAAAAUUCAGCAAUUAAAAUAUCACGGCAAUUUUAUUAACUGAAUGUUGAUAACGAAUUUGUUGAUUAUUGACAUGUAAUUAGACUAAAUAAUCAUAAAUUAUUAUACCACGACUAUCUACGAUUCACUUCUUGUGAUUGGUUGAACGAGCUACUUUGUUAACCUAUAUAAGAAGCCGAUUAAAAUAACUUCUAUUUAUUUCAUGAUCAUGAUGCAGCUGCCUUUAACCUUGCAAGUAUUUUUUAUAAAUGAAGUUUUAAUUAAAUGACUCAGUACCUAUCCACCCUACCUUCGGAUUUUCUCCUGUGUCGUAGGUGCGUUUACAAACAUACAAUUUUACAUAAACAUGACACCCAGACCCGGAACAACAAUUUAUGGAUCACACAUAGAGUUGAACUGUGCGGGAUUCGAAACCUCUACACGUUGCGCGGUAGCCGGUUGCUUACAUUACUACUUAUAAUUUUAUUAUUUCCUUCUUAUUAAUAUGUAAUUUAAAGAACGACUUUUGAACUUUAUCCUGUCUAGUGUCUUACGUCCAAAUAAUCAAACGCCGCUCUAUUUUAAAUUGCGCUUAGGAAUAGUUCUGUCACUAUUAAUUCAUUAUAAAAUGGUAGAGGUAGACUAACGCAGUCUUGUGUCGUGUAGCAAAUAGCACAAUAAUAACAAGGUCUACUAAAGUAAAAUUGUAUUCAGUAAACGGAUGAUUUUGGGUUAAAUUGUUUGUAAUAGGAAUAGGUUUGUGUAUUAGUUACUUACAUAAAUGUUUAUAAAACUUUUUUACAAAUACAAUUAAUUAUGUUUCACUAAAUAGUUUAAAAAUAUAGGUAAAAUGUACUUAGUAGGUCCCUAAUUAGCUUUUUAGGAAUAUUUUUAAGACAAAAUGUUUUUUACUUAUUGAUAGUGAUAGUGGGAACUGAUGGUUUACAGGUAGUACCUAAAAUAAGAACAAAUGCUAUGCAUUUAACGAAGUUAUCUACAUUCUUUGAAACGGAAGCAUUUCUGUGAUAGUUUUCAACAAAUGUUUAAUGUUUAUAAUAUAUAUAAUAAAAUUUUGU
This is a messenger RNA of Spodoptera litura, 2547 nucleotides long. RefSeq names its product SEC14-like protein 2. NCBI's taxonomy places the organism in Eukaryota, Metazoa, Arthropoda, Insecta, Lepidoptera, Noctuidae. The record is from RefSeq and is a predicted model, not a curated record. Gene Ontology annotation, cellular component: cytoplasm.